AAAAGGCCAACAAUGGUCCCCCAUUGUUGCGUGUUCGUGGUCCAUCUGAUAGAAGCAGUGGGUUUUCACGUGGCAAGCAUGCAAGUGAAAGGACCAGCAUGGGUUGCCAGGCAUGAGAUCUUUCAUGUUUGGCCAUAAUGAAUUGAAGAUUGCGGUGCAGUUAAUGGUGAUUUCUGCAGCACCUCAGUCUAUAUUAGCUGGGGCGUGGGCUGAAGAGGUUGCUUUUACAAUGAAUGAUUGAAGUUCUGGUUUUUAGUGCAAAGGUGUGACCAAGCUGAAGAUUCAGAAUCAGGGAGAAAUGUGGUCACAAUCACAGCCAUUGAUGGAGGCUCUUUUUUCUGUAUUUAACACCACUCAUUUGGCAAAAUCAUGAUAUCAUGUGAUGCUUUCAGAUGACACCAGGGUUAGCAUAGGGUAUUAGGUUCCUUUUCCUUGCCUGGAAAAUGCAUGUUCUUUUAUUGAUAAAAGAGAGACAACAGAUUAAUGAGUGUUCAUCCAUACCCAUCUUCUUAGUCCCUACUUAUUUCCUCUUUCAUUGGUUUAUACACAGAAAAGAAAAUUACAAAAUCAGAUUCGAAAAUGUUCAUGAAACCAUUUUCGGGCCAGAGCUGAACUCAAACCCAAAAACAGAACAAUCAGCAAACAAGGCCCCUUUUUCCAAAUCAGCAACAAACAAAAGGCAAAGCAGGCCCAUGAUCUAAGCACCAGCAACCCAAACCAAAGGACGCCCGGCAAGCCAGGACGACACCUCGACUCAAUUUCAGUGCUUCUCUUUUACGUUUUUACUAUACACUAUGGGGGCACUGAUUUUGAUUCUGUUUUGAGGGGGGAGGCUCAAAGUUUGCGGUCUUGUUCCGAGCUCCAUUACUCCAAAUGACUCUCCAAAACUUUCUCAAGACCCUGAAAACUGUUAAAAAAUCUUACCCAUCAGGCCUUUCGUCAAAACCUUAUCAACCCUUACCGGACUUUAUCUCCCAAUUUCUAACGACUUCCAAGCCCCUCGAUGCCUCUACUAUUUCCGAUCUCAAUCCCACCACUUUCCAUGAUAUACUCACAAACCCAGAUCUCAAAGCCUCCAAAUGCUUCCGUUUCUUCAACCUUGUCAUCAAAAACCAAUCUUUGGUUUCCUUCAAGCCUGAUCUUCAAGCUCACUUGACCCUUACUUGUAGGCUUCUUAAAGCCAGAUUGUUUUCGGAUGCUGAAGCUAUGCUAAAAUCUGUCUCGGUUGAUGAAAGUCUCAGGUAUUGAAAUUUCUGUUUAUUCAUUGACAGCUGUGGUUGAUGGGUUGUGUAGAAACGGGGAUGUGAAGAAAGGUAGAGAGAUAGUGGAGGAGAUGGCAGAUAGAGGGAUUAAAGCCAAUGUAAUAACUUAUAAUAUUAUGAUAGAUGCUUGUGCAAAGAGAUGGGAUUUUGAGGAGUUGGAUUUGGUGUUAGGUUUGAUGGAAAAAGCAGGAGUGGAAUUCAAUGUCGAGACCUUUAAAUUUUUGAUUGAUGGGUAUACAAGCUAUGGGAAAAUCAAUGAAGCUGGAAGGUUGAUUGGAGAGAUGCAUGACAAAGGUUUGAAAGUUGAUACUUAUUUGUAUAAUUUGAUGAUAAAUGGUUAUUGCAAGUUAGGAUCAAUAGAGAAUGUGUUAUUGUUGUUUGAUAGAAUGAGCAAUAGAGGUGUAAAGCCAAAUGCUGAUACAUAUUGGCCGUUAAUAAAUGGGUAUUCGAAGGUUGGAGAAAUGGAAAUGGCAAUGAAGUAUGUAAAUGAGAUGCAAAAGAAGGGAUUUGAGUUGGACAAGGUUAUGUAUGAUAUGUUGAUUGAUAGAUUUUGCCAGAAUGGGAUGGUUGAUGAAGCUUUUGAGUUGCGAAUUGAGAUGGAGAGGAAAGGAUUUCAUUCUGAUAUGUACCUAUGCAAUCAGAUGGGGAAAUUAUUGUGUGAAAUUUAUCAGACUGAGAAAGCAAAGAUGCUGCUUAACAUAAUGAUUAAGAGGGGUGUAUGCCCUAAAGCAGUAAGCUUCACAUCUGCAAUCAGCUAAAAAUGCAAGGAAAGAAAUUUAGUGGAGUGGCAAUAGAAAGGGCUUAAAAACCGUUGUAGGUGUUGUGUGAGAGAUGACUUCCAGGAAGCUAGGGGCUCUGAAGCCAGAUAACGUAAAAAGAAAUUAAGAUUUCAUAUGAUUGUUUUUGCCAACACCAACACGGAUGUCUCUUGAACAACAAACAGGAGCUGCUGCUGACAAGUGCUGACAAUUUUUCAAGUUUCGAAUGGAGCAAAUCUUGCAGAAUGCUAUGGUGACAAAAUUUGGAACCACGGAUGGAUUCGAACAGCAAACACCACAUCAUAGUCUUUGCACUUGGGCUGCAUAACCAGGAAAAAGCUUUACUGAUGUAAAUAAAGCCUAUUUCGAAACAUCUAAUCAUGAUUCAGAGCAUAUAGUAUUGAUGCAGAAAAGAGUUGUGAUUUAAGUAGGGUUUAAGCAAAAUUUGAUUCACAGGGAGGGCCUCCGUCCCUAAAUGAAGGUGUUUGGUUUGAGCCGAAAAGAAAACUUAGUGGCAUUAUUAUAGUAAUAUAGUAUGCCAAGGAGGGGCAAUGCUACCUUCUAUUUUGAUAUUACUCCUUUUACUGUCAAUCUCCCCUGUAUUAGGCUUUAUCCAUCAAACUAAAUUUGAUUCAAUGUGGUUGUAGCUCUAUUAUGCAUUAAUCUCUUGCUCGAUUUGUAUCACAAGUCAGAUCACAAUCCGAAAAUGAAGUGGCAGUGACACAUGGAGAUAGAGACCAAUUAACUUGUCUCUAAAGCUUCUUGUUGGCUAUGGAAUUCCAAAGAAUACCAUAUUUUGCUAGAAUGCACGUGUGUUCAGUUUGUGAAUCCAUAGUUUGUUGGUGCUCUCCCUGUUUCAUGCUUUGUUUAAGAAUGGAUUAUCUCUUGCUUGAUUUGUAUUAAGAAUGGCAUAUUGGCCACAUUAAAGGCACUGCACUAAUGAAGACAAGAGAUCAGUUAAACUUUGA
Molecule: messenger RNA, 2988 nt
Organism: Theobroma cacao (cacao)
Lineage: Eukaryota; Viridiplantae; Streptophyta; Magnoliopsida; Malvales; Malvaceae
Source: RefSeq, a predicted model, not a curated record